GUGUAGAAUGACUACUUGCUGCAGCUACAGAAAAAAAGUCUUUUGGGAUAUUUCUCGAUUGUUUUGCGAAACUUUGCAAAAUGGCUCAAACUCAGGCACAUCUAUACAAUUUUCAAGUCUUGCCGCAAAUCUUUGGAUUCAGAUUUGGAAUUUGGACUGCAUUAGAUCCUAUUCAUUCUAGAAGGUGAACCUCCAUAUCUUGAAAGUCAUUGAUUUGUUUAAUGUGAAGAUAUUUAAAGUAUAUGAGAACCUAUUCUUGGCUCUAAUAUAUGCAUUUCCUUAAAGGUUAACCAUAACUGUUGAUAAACAGAGGAUUUAUUUAUGCUCAAGGCAACCUUGCUUUAUACAUUUAAUUGCUUCUGCAUGCAUUUGAAUAAAAAAACAAGGCUGAUGCACUGCAUUAACUCAGGGAUUCAACCUGCAGGGGUUUACUUUGCAGCAAAAAUGGUGCAAACCACUCAGUUUUAAAAAAAACAUCCAGUGGCUAAGCAUAUCAUAAAUUGUGUGGAGUCAUAAAAUUGCUUUUGCAUUCUGCUCAUGUACUGUAUCCUUUUUAAGAACUUCAAGAAGAACGUUUGUGAGCUGUAUUCAGUUUUCAGGUUUUUGCCUUUAUUUUAUUGGAAACAAAGUAGGUACAACAGAUGACUUGUUUAAUACCAACUUGUGUUUAAUACCAUCCACAAAUCCUGCAAGUUAAAUGAAAAUUUUUCACCUUGCUUGCACCAAAUACCACACUACAAAGUGAUGAGAUGUUUGGAUUUAAUUUUACUGCUCUGCAAAAUUCAUCCACCCCCAGGCGGUUUCUUCUGUUGCAUACUAGAUGUAAGCAUCUCAUGAGUUCACAAAAUUUAGCUUUAAGGCUCAAUAUUGCUAAAAUUUGAAGUUACUUCAUUGCAACUUUUACCUCUUGAAUUCAUUCUGUCCAUGAAAAAUCUAUCUAGAAUUUUAUAUACACUGAUCAUUGCUACAUUUAAUUCAUUGUAAAUGAUCUUUUCUGUUUGUUGUUUUAGGCGAGAAUGAUUUUCUUUGUUUUUUUACUCUAUUUUUAAAUUUAUUGUGGAUUCUUUCCAGUGACUACAGGAUCCAAAUGAUGCCUACAGGCUCAAGUAUAUAUACAUUCAUACCGCGCAGAUGGAACUAUAAAGAAGAAACGCUACCUCUAAAGACUUUAGCGUCUGCUCAAAUCAACAUCAAUGCUGGUAAAACUUGAAGAUUGGGUGUUCCCAACAGGGCAGUGAUCCCUGACAUACGUCCGUUUCAGCCAUAUAUGACAUUUAUGAUGGCCUCAGAAAGAAGUGCUGCUGCAAAUGAUUCUUAAAACAAUCCGUUAAAUUUGAGGUCUAAAUUGGAAUAGCCUUAUGGUGAAGCCCCUGGAAAACAAUUAUACCAAAUGACAUCACUUUGAAAGUAACGUAUUUCACAUUUCUCGCCCUAUUUCCUUGCAGGGUUUUAUAAUGUUGCAUGCGCGGAGCGGUGGCCCAGCUGGAUGUACAGCAUAGUUGAAAGGAGAAAAAAUUCUGUAUGUGUAGUGAGGCGAUGAUUCGUGGGCAUCCUGUUUCCCUCGCUCUGCUGCUGCUAUGUGAUAGCCAGAGUUUGUUUCCGUGUCCCCGUCAGCCAGACAUGCUGCCUCCCCCGCCAAGCAGUGAGAGCUGCAGGGACGGCCAGAUGAAACGGUGCCUUGCUAUCUACAACUGAGUUCAACUGGGGUUGAACGGGCAUCAUGUAAGCCUUUUAGGGGAAGGAAGCUGUUGGAUUUCUUCUUUAGUUACCUUAACUUUGAUCUGGGAGAUAUCUAAAGAUGUUCAAGAUGAUCCAGGUAAUCUGUUUGACAGUGCUGCUCCCUGAAGUGGUUUACUGCGCUCAAGGCCACUAUGCCCAGAAGCUCCUGAACGACCUGAUGGAGAAUUACUCCAGUGCCCUUCGGCCUGUGGAGGACACAGACAGAGCGCUCAACGUAACCUUACAGAUCACCCUCUCUCAGAUCAAAGACAUGGAUGAGAGGAACCAGGUGCUGAUUGCCUACCUGUGGAUUAGGCAGACGUGGCACGAUGCCUACCUGAGAUGGAACACAGAAGACUACGAUGGUCUGGACGUCAUCCACAUACCCAGCAGUCUGGUCUGGCGGCCCGACCUCGUCCUCUAUAACAAAGCUGAUGAUGAUUUCUCAGGACCAAUGGACACAAACGUCAGGCUGCGCUACAACGGAGAGAUAACUUGGGAUGCUCCUGCCAUCACUAAGAGCUCCUGUGUUGUGGACGUCUCUUAUUUUCCAUUUGACAGCCAGGAAUGUAACCUCACCUUCGGUUCUUGGACGUACAAUGGCAACCAGGUGGAUAUCAUUAUGGGCAUGGAUAGCGGUGACCUCUCUGAUUUUGUGGAAAAUGUGGAGUGGGAAUGCCAUGGGAUGCCGGCCACGAAGAACGUGAUAAUGUACGGCUGCUGCUCCGAUCCGUACCCAGACAUCACCUACACUGUGCUCCUACAGCGCCGCUCCUCCUUCUACAUCUUUAACCUCCUCCUGCCAUGCUUCCUGAUCUCCUUCUUGGCUCCUCUGGGAUUCUACUUGCCUGCAGACUCUGGGGAGAAGGUUUCCCUCGGGGUGACGGUUCUCUUGGCUCUCACCGUGUUCCAGCUCAUGGUGGCUGAGAGCAUGCCUCCAUCAGAAAGUGUGCCUCUCAUAGGGAAGUACUACAUUGCCACCAUGACCAUGGUCACAGCCUCCACAGCGCUCACCAUUUUCAUCAUGAACAUUCACUUCUGUGGCGUAGAGGCCAAACCAGUCCCACACUGGGCCAAAGUGCUUAUCAUUGACUACAUGUCCAAGAUCUUCUUUGUAUACGAAGUGGGCGAGAACUGUGCUUCUGGCUCUUCUUCUUCAUCUUCUCACUACCUCCAAGACGACUUUUGCCACCCACAGGUUAACUCUCACAUUCAUGCGAAUGGAAAACCCCGGGGUCCCGGCAGCCAAGAGGACCAGCAGCGCCACAGAUACCCCCGGCCCCAACCCUCCAAGCAGCACCAGCAGCACAGAGUGAAAGUGCAGCACCACAUUACGAGAGAAGAGAGCGGCCAUCUCUCCAGAUCCGCACCUGGAAGGUAUGAAGGCUCCAACGGUAAAAUCACAAUGAGCGACUGCUGCAUGGAAGACCAGAAGCCUCCAGCUCAUCUGGAGGACCAAAAGUGUCCAUGCUGUCCUGAAGACAAAAAGCCUCCACCUCAGGGUCCCACCGUGACCUUUGGCCCCUGUGUGUUUUGCAGCUUUGGCAGCGGGUUUCCUAAUGUGGACACCAAGCUGGUCCGCAACGUGGAGUACAUUGCUAAUUGUUUCCGAGAGCAGAGGGCCACAUGUGCCAAGGGGGCAGAGUGGAAGAAGAUUGCUAAGGUGAUGGACAGAUUCUUCAUGUGGAUUUUCUUCGUCAUGGUCUUCCUUAUGAGCAUUCUUGUAAUUGGCAAGGCGAAAUGACCAACCAGUGUGGCUGGAAAUCUGACCCAAUGAAUGCUCUGUGGUCUGAUGCAAAUGGAUGAUAAGACCAUAUCAUGGUAAACAUUUGCUGUUAUAAAUGUGUGGGAGUUGAUUUAUAGGGGUGGAAUAUUGAUGAAAAAGAUAGAAAAUGGCAGAGAAAAUUUGUUCUCUGUCUUUAACAAGCAACGUGUGCUAUACAUCAACAAGAAAAAUGUUGAAUUAACAACGUAAUGGCAUUUUAGACUUACCCAAGGUUUCUAAAAUUUCCAUUUUGCAAUUCAAGAUUCAAAUUGUCAGAUAUCUCUGAUCAUUACAUUGUUUUAUGUGAUUUGAUCUGGUUUUUUUUCUCACAGUGUUUAGGUUUGAGAUCUUUUUUUAUCUUUCUGUCUUGAAAUAAGGCUUUUGGUUAAUUUCUGCCCAGGUGAUUUCUUGUAACAGCUCUGGUUUAAGAGUGGCUUACACAGGAGAUCUGACCUAGUUGUAACUCAGGUUUUAUUCCUGGCUCUUGAGUCUCUGGCCACCACCAUGACUUGUUAACCGUCCAGAGGUUUUUAUUCAGGAUGGUUUCACGAGCCUGUCAAUGCUAUUAUUAUCGCUGAUGCGUUCGGCUUUUCUGCUAUAUUUUUCCUUCCACUCAACUUUCCAUGAUACAAACUCUGAACAUCUGUUUUCGUAAGGAAUAAAACCUUUAGCUCGCUACAGGACAACUGUCAAGUUGUCAGGGUUUUCUAUAACAUGAUAUUUCUGCAUCCAAAAAUUACAUUAAAAUUUGUAACAUUAAAAUUUUUUGGGUGACAAAAUUUUGAAUUAUUGUUCAGCUGUAAAAAAUAAUCAAAAUUAAGAGAAAUCAAAGGUUGAAAUAAAAAGGAAACUCUUCAGGGGAUCCCAAAUAAAAUUUUCAGUUCACUUUGCUGUUGCAACUAUAUAAUUAUAUCCAUCUCUGAAUACUGUGAUCUGAAGCUCUUUGUUGCAAAUAAACUUUCAACAUCUUAUUAAUUUGAGGUAAGGUUUUUCAGCUUGUUAUGUUAGGAUCACUGCUUAAUUUUCUCAUUACCUCGAGACAUCAAAGCCCUGUUUUCUGAGAUUAUGGGGUGAUUUUUUUUUUUUAUUUUAAUGCAGAAAGCGUGAUGGUGAUGCUGGCAGGUGGAUGAAAACAUAAAUUUCUGUCACAGAUUACCUCUGAGUGUCGCAAUAGUGACGCUGAGGGAAGAAGCCACACAUUUUGAGACAUUAAUCAGCUUUUCAUCUUCUAAGCAAUUUUUAGUCGUUCUCAGUUUCAAUAUAUCUGUGUUGGUACAAAUGUAUUUUUUAAUUGUCUGUCAUUGUCAAUGCAUAUCCAGAUUUGGAAAAAAAAAAACUUUUUAACCUCUGUUUAGUGCAUAUUAAAUUCUUUGCUAU
Messenger RNA from Xiphophorus hellerii (green swordtail), 4861 nucleotides. Its product is annotated as neuronal acetylcholine receptor subunit alpha-9-II. Gene Ontology annotation, cellular component: postsynaptic membrane. Gene Ontology annotation, biological process: monoatomic ion transmembrane transport. The record is from RefSeq and is a predicted model, not a curated record. NCBI's taxonomy places the organism in Eukaryota, Metazoa, Chordata, Actinopteri, Cyprinodontiformes, Poeciliidae. Gene Ontology annotation, molecular function: acetylcholine-gated monoatomic cation-selective channel activity; transmembrane signaling receptor activity.